UUAUUCAGUUGGCAUUUAGCUUUUUGCCAGUUCGGCGGCGCUUGCAAAAGUCUCAGCGCAUCGUGUUCGAGCCCGAUCUCGCUUUCGAUUCAGAUUCGGUUGAAAACUGAAAGUAAACCUCCACAGAAAAUGCAAAUUGUUAACUAUUGACACCAAUCAUACAAACAAUUUAAAUAGUACAAAAAGUUAUAUCCAUUUGCAACAAGUUUUUAGGAAUCUUCAAAGCUAAAAAUGGCCGUGGAUUAUGUUUUAGAGGAGCUCAUGGGCAAACUGGGUGAAUUUGGCAAAUACCAAUUCUUCCAGUUCUUCCUACAAGUGUUGUCGGGUCUGACAGCCGGUCUGCAUAUGUUGUCACUGGUGACUGUUGCCGCAGUGCCAGAGCAUCGUUGCUACAUUCCCGGCGUGGACAACAGCACCUUUUCACAGGUGCCAUGGAAUUCGAGCGACAUUCUGGAGCACAUUCCGUUGAAGGAGAGUGGCGAGCUGGACUCGUGCCACAUGUACAAUGUGAGUGCUGGCGACCGCAAUUUGAUUCCCUGCGAAAAAUAUGUGUAUGACACAACAUACUACAAAACAUCGCGCACCAUCGACUGGGACUUUGUCUGCGAACGUCGCUGGAUGGGUUCCAUCAUUCAGACUGUGUUCAUGUUGGGCGUCUUUACGGGCGCAGUGACUUUGGGUGGCCUCGCCGAUAAGGUUGGCCGCAAAACUGUCUUCUGCUGGUCUGCUCUGCUGCAGUUGAUCAUCGGUGUGGGUGUCGCCUUCAUUCCCGAAUACUUUUCUGUUAUGGUGGCUCGCUUUUUGUUGGGCAUUGUGGGCUCAGCAGGUGCUUAUAUCUGCGGCUUUGUGCUGACCAUGGAGCUGGUGGGACCCACCAAGCGUACCGUGUGCGGUAUAACUUUCCAGGCUGUAUUUGCUGGCGGCAUUAUGCUUGUGGCUGGGUGGGGAGCCAUUAUCAAGGAUCGCACAUGGCUGCAGGUAGUCUAUGGUCUGCAUGGCUUACUCUUCAUCGGUCAUUGGUGGCUGUUGGAUGAAUCGCCGCGUUGGCUUUGGAUGCAGGGACGUGCUGCCGAAGCUGUCGAAAUUGUCGCUAAGGGAUUGCGCAUCAAUGGCUCGGGUAUUAGUGUCGACAAGGAUUACUAUGUGCAAAAAGCUAAGCAGCAGGCGGCCGUCGAGGAAAAGUCCAGUGCCGGGCUUAGUGAUCUUUUCCGCACUCCAAAUUUGCGCAUGAAGACACUUAAUGUUUGCCUGUGUUGGUUUGCCAACUCGAUUGUCUACUAUGGACUCUCGCUGAGCGCUGGCAAGCUGUACGGCAAUCCCUACUUUAUACUGUUCCUCAUGGGUCUGGUGGAGUUCCCCACCUACAUCACACUGGUGUUUGUCUUGGAUCGCUUGGGACGUCGGUCGAUCACAUCCACUUUAAUGUUGGGUGGCGGCCUCUGCUGCAUUAUAGCUGCGUUUAUUGCUCAGGGCAGCACACUCUCCACCAGCAUUGUUAUGCUGGGCAAGCUGCUCAUUGCCGGCUCCUUUGCUGUCAUCUAUAACUAUUCGGCGGAACUGUUUCCCACCGUGGUGCGCAACUCGGCCAUGGGCUUGGGCUCAAUGUCGGCUCGUCUAUCGGGCGCAUUAACGCCACUGAUUACCCUGUUGGGUGAUUCAUUCGAUCCCAAAAUUCCGGCCGUGCUAUUCGGCUUGGUGGCCUUGCUUUCUGGCUUCUGGGUCAUGUUCCUGCCAGAGACAAUGAACAAACCCAUGCCAGAGUCGAUAGAAGAUGGUGAGAACUUCGGCAAGGGCGACACCUGGUUCAGUCAAUGUGCUGGUCGCAAGCCGCGCCAGGACAGUGUUUAUCCCGAUGAUCCGGAGCAAAUGGUGCCACUCAAAACCAUUGAGAGUAAAUAG
This is a messenger RNA of Drosophila nasuta, 1899 nucleotides long. RefSeq names its product organic cation transporter protein. Bases 232 to 1899 code for a protein of 555 amino acids. Gene Ontology annotation, biological process: transmembrane transport. The transcript is spliced from 3 exons. The record is from RefSeq and is a predicted model, not a curated record. Gene Ontology annotation, molecular function: transmembrane transporter activity. Gene Ontology annotation, cellular component: membrane. NCBI's taxonomy places the organism in Eukaryota, Metazoa, Arthropoda, Insecta, Diptera, Drosophilidae.